AUGGCCCCGCUUGGAGGAGCGCCUUUGGAGCCCAAGAAACUUUUCCAAAACAAAUCAGGGACAGAGCUGGUCCCGGUCGACACCGUUGCGGAGAAACGGAGGCGGUUCAAGCGAGCACGCGUGAUCAAGGACAUAGAAACCACUAAGCUAGCACUCACGCCGGGCGGCGAGCCAGGGAGUGCUUCGCUAACGCCGGCUGAAGGGGGGGAGGCGCUGGAAACAGCGGCGCGACGGUUCGUGGCCCGUGUGCGAGUUGUACAAGGCGAGAGGCGCUUCUCGGCAUGGAAAGGUUCGGUGGUCGACUCCGUAGUGGGCGCGUUCCUGACGCAAAACGUCUCCGACACGGUCUCAAGGCAAGUCGUUUUGAACCACCCUGGUUCCUGA
This is a messenger RNA of Klebsormidium nitens, 384 nucleotides long. The record is from the annotation of a GenBank genome assembly. Lineage: Eukaryota; Viridiplantae; Streptophyta; Klebsormidiophyceae; Klebsormidiales; Klebsormidiaceae.